Messenger RNA from Rhinopithecus roxellana (golden snub-nosed monkey), 8885 nucleotides. RefSeq names its product unc-13 homolog C (gene UNC13C). Gene Ontology annotation, molecular function: phospholipid binding; calcium ion binding; syntaxin-1 binding. Gene Ontology annotation, cellular component: neuromuscular junction; plasma membrane; presynaptic active zone cytoplasmic component. Lineage: Eukaryota; Metazoa; Chordata; Mammalia; Primates; Cercopithecidae. Gene Ontology annotation, biological process: synaptic vesicle maturation; synaptic vesicle priming; dense core granule priming. The transcript has 32 exons. Bases 743 to 7381 code for a protein of 2212 amino acids. The record is from RefSeq and is a predicted model, not a curated record.
AAAAGCCUCAGCCGCAGCCGGCGAUGUGUGAAGUUCCCAGCACGCACUCAGCCCGGCUGCUCCUCACCCUCAAUUGUUGAUGAGCCUGGGCGCUCGUCAACACACGGGAGAGAUCCCAUUUUGCUUUCUGGGAGAAAGAGAUGAGAAAUGAGCUGCGGAAGGUAUUUGGCAAUGAGAAGAGGGAAAGGCAGUUUCUUGCCAGCAGCUAAGUUGUAGAAUUGCUUCGGAGGCUACCCGGGGAGCGCGAUAGAAUUGACAAGAAAAGAACAGACACGGUUGCAGACCAAGGCAUGCCUGAAUGCACGAGUCGGAUCCCUGGGACGCAGCUUCCACUCCUGCUCUAACUAUUUGUGACUGAAUAAAGGAAACGAGACUAGAAGCACAAUCGCAAGUGGUGUUCCUAAAAGGAAAACACAUAUACUCCAAAAGGAGGAGAGGAACAACCCAGCUGGCGUGCACAUUUUUUUUUAAAGGAGAAUCCCUCAGACACUACAUGGAGUUGUGUGGAAAUGACAGAGAUUCAUGAAACCCCUCCUCCAGGAAAGAAUGUCUUUCACAGAUGAAGCUUUGCUUCUGGUUUGCACAGGACAGCGACAAUGUGGCAGAGCCACGCCUGCCCUUCCUGCUCUUUCCAGUGAUUCACAGAACAUCUGAACAGUGAUGUUUGCCUUGGAUUUUCAGAUUUUCAUCCUGAUACUUGUUUACUUUUCUGGGGCAGAAAAGCUUGCACUAAUUGCUCUCCAUGGUGGCUAAUUUUUUCAAGAGCUUGAUUUUACCUUACAUUCAUAAGCUUUGCAAAGGAAUGUUUACAAAGAAAUUGGGAAAUACAAACAAAAAAAAAGAGUAUCGUCAGCAGAGAAAGGAUCAAGACUUUCCUACUGCUGGCCAGACCAAAUCCCCCAAAUUUUCUUAUACCUUUAAAAGCACUGUAAAGAAGAUUGCAAAGUGUUCAUCUACUCACAAUUUAUCCACUGAGGAAGACGAGGCUAGUAAAGAGUUUUCCCUCUCGCCAACAUUCAGUUACCGAGUAGCUAUUGCCAAUGGCCUACAAAAGAAUACUAAAGUAACCAACACUGAUAAUGAGGAUCUGCUUCAAGAGCUGUCUUCAAUUGAGAGUUCCUACUCAGAAUCAUUAAAUGAACUAAGGAGUAGCACAGAAAACCAGGCACAAUCAACACACACAAUGCCAGUUAGACGCAACAGAAAGAGUUCAAGCAGCCUUGCACCCUCUGAGGGCAGCUCUGACGGUGAGCGUACUCUACAUAGCUUAAAACUGGGGGCUUUACGAAAACUGAGAAAAUGGAAAAAGAGUCAAGAGUGUGUCUCCUCAGACUCCGAGUUAAGCACCAUGAAAAAAUCCUGGGGAAUAAGAAGCAAGUCUUUGGACAGAACUAUCCGAAACCCAAAGACAAAUGCCCUGGAGCCAGGGUUCAGUUCCUCUGGCUGCAUUAGCCAAACACAUGAUGUCAUGGAAAUGAUCUUUAAGGAACUUCAGGGAAUAAGUCAGAUUGAAACAGAACUUUCUGAACUACGAGGGCAUGUCAAUGCUCUCAAGCAUUCCAUCGAUGAGAUCUCUAGCAGUGUGGAGGUUGUACAAAGUGAAAUUGAGCAGCUACGUACAGGGUUUGUCCAGUCCCGGAGGGAAACAAGAGACAUCCAUGAUUAUAUUAAGCACUUAGGUCAUAUGGGUAGCAAGGCAAGCCUGAGAUUUUUAAAUGUGCCUGAAGACAGAUUUGAAUAUGUUGAAAGUGUGGUGUACCAAAUUCUAAUAGAUAAAAUGGGUUUUUCAGAUGCACCAAAUGCUAUUAAAAUUGAAUUUGCUCAGAGGAUAGGACACCAGAGGGACUGUCCAAAUGCAAAGCCUCGACCCAUACUUGUGUACUUUGAAACCCCUCAGCAAAGGGAUUCUGUCUUAAAAAAAUCAUAUAAACUCAAAGGAACAGGCAUUGGAAUUUCAACAGAUAUUCUAACUCAUGAUAUCAGAGAAAGAAAAGAGAAAGGGAUACCAUCCUCCCAGACAUAUGAGAGUAUGGAUAUGAAGUUGUCUACUCCAGAGCCAAAAAUCAAGAACAAUUGGCAGUCACCUGAUGACAGUGAUGAAGAUCUUGAAUCUGACCUCAAUAGAAACAGUUACGCUGUGCUUUCCAAGUCAGAGCUUCCAACAAAGGGAAGUACUUCCAAGCCAAGCUCAAAAUCACACAGUGCUAGAUCCAAGAAUAAAACUGCUAAUAGCAGCAGAAUUUCAAAUAAAUCGGAUUAUGAUAAAAUCUCCUCACAGUUGCCAGAAUCAGAUAUCUUGGAAAAGCAAACCACAACCCAUUAUGCAGAUGCAACACCUCUCUGGCACUCACAGAGUGAUUUUUUCACUGCUAAACUUAGUCGUUCUGAAUCAGAUUUUUCCAAAUUGUGUCAGUCUUUCUCAGAGGAUUUUUCAGAAAAUCAGUUUUUCACUAGAACUAAUGGAAGCUCUCUCCUGUCAUCUUCGGACCGAGAGCUAUGGCAAAGGAAACAGGAAGGAACAGCGACCCUGUAUGACAGUCCCAAGGACCAGUAUUUGAAUGGAAGCGUGCAGGGUAUCCAAGGGCAGACUGAAAUUGAAAACACAGAAACUGUGGAUAGUGGAAUGAGUAAUGGCAUGGUGUGUGCAUCUGGAGACCGGAGUCAUUACAGUGAUUCUCAGCUCUCUUUACAUGAGGAUCUUUCUCCAUGGAAGGAAUGGAAUCAAGUAGAGCAAGGAGCUGAUUUAGGCUUGGAUUCAUCCACCCAGGAAGGUUUUGAUUAUGAAACAAAUAGUCUUUCUGACCAACAGCUGGGUGUUUACAAUAAAGACCUAGAAUACUUGGGAAAGUGCCACAGUGAUCUUCAAGAUGACUCAGAGAGACUUACUCAAGAUGACAACUCUUCUCCAUGCCCUGGCUUGGAUAAUGAACCACAAGGCCAAUGGGUUGGCCAAUAUGAUUCUUAUCAGGGAGCUAAUUCUAAUGAGCUUUACCAAAAUCAAAACCAGUUGUCCAUGAUGUAUGGAAGUCAAAGUGAAUUGCAAAGUGAUGAUUCAGAGGAUGCCCCACCCAAAUCAUGGCAUAGUCGAUUAAGCAUUGACCUUUCUGAUAAGACUUUCAGCUUUCCAAAAUUUGGAUCUACACUGCAGAGGGCUAAAUCAGCCUUGGAAGUAGUAUGGAACAAAAGCACACAGAGUCUGAGUGGGUAUGAGGACAGUGGCUCUUCAUUAAUGGGGAGAUUUCGGACAUUAUCUCAAUCAACUGCAAAUGAGUCAAGUACCACACUUGACUCUGAUGUCUACACAGAGCCCUAUUACUAUAAAGCAGAGGAUGAGGAGGAUUAUACUGAACCAGUGGCUGAUAAUGAAACAGAUUAUGUUGAAGUGAUGGAACAAGUCCUUGCUAAACUAGAAAACAGGACUAGUAUUGCUGAAACAGAUGAACAAAUGCAAGAAUAUGAUCACCUUUUAUAUGAAACACCUUAUGAAACCCCACAAGAUGAGGGUUAUGAUGGUCCGGCAGAUGAUAUGGUUAGUGAAGAGGGAUUAGAACCCUUAAAUGAAACAUCAGCUGAGAUAGAAAUAAGAGAAGAUGAAAACCAAAACAUUCCUGAACAGCCAGUGGAGAUCACAAAGCCAAAGAGAAUUCGUCCUUCUUUCAAAGAAGCAGCUUUAAGGGCCUAUAAAAAACAAAUGGCGGAGUUGGAAGAGAGGAUCUUGGCUGGAGAUAGCAGUUCUGUGGAUGAAAAGGCUCGAAUAGUAAGUGGCAAUGAUUUGGAUGCUUCCAAGUUCUCUGCACUCCAGGUGUGUGGUGGGGCAGGAGGUGGACUUUACGGUAUUGACAGCAUGCCAGAUCUCCGAAGAAAAAAGACUUUGCCUAUUGUCCGAGAUGUGACCCUGGCCGCCAGGAAAUCUGGACUUUCCCUGGCUAUGGUGAUUAGGACAUCCCUAAAUAAUGAGGAACUGAAAAUGCACGUCUUCAAGAAGACCUUGCAGGCAUUGAUCUACCCUAUGUCUUCUACCACCCCACACAAUUUUGAGGUCUGGACAGCUACCACGCCCACCUACUGUUACGAGUGUGAAGGGCUCCUGUGGGGCAUUGCAAGGCAAGGCAUGAAGUGUCUGGAGUGUGGAGUGAAAUGCCACGAAAAGUGUCAGGACCUGCUAAACGCUGACUGCUUGCAGAGAGCAGCAGAAAAGAGUUCUAAACAUGGUGCUGAAGACAAGACUCAGACCAUUAUUACAGCAAUGAAAGAAAGAAUGAAGAUCAGGGAGAAAAACCGGCCGGAAGUGUUUGAAGUAAUCCAGGAAAUGUUUCAGGUUUCUAAAGAAGAUUUUGUGCAGUAUACAAAGGCAGCCAAACAGAGCGUACUGGAUGGGACAUCCAAGUGGUCUGCAAAAAUAACCAUUACAGUGGUUUCUGCACAAGGUCUACAGGCAAAAGAUAAAACAGGGUCUAGUGAUCCAUAUGUUACAGUUCAAGUUGGAAAGAACAAAAGAAGAACAAAAACCAUUUUUGGAAACUUGAAUCCAGUAUGGGAUGAGAAGUUUUAUUUUGAGUGUCAUAACUCCACAGAUCGAAUCAAAGUCAGAGUAUGGGAUGAAGAUGAUGACAUUAAAUCCAGAGUCAAGCAACAUUUCAAGAAGGAGUCAGAUGAUUUUCUGGGACAAACAAUUGUAGAAGUGAGGACCUUGAGUGGAGAAAUGGAUGUCUGGUACAACUUAGAGAAAAGGACAGAUAAGUCAGCUGUAUCUGGGGCCAUACGAUUGAAAAUCAAUGUGGAGAUAAAAGGAGAAGAGAAGGUUGCUCCAUAUCAUAUUCAAUAUACCUGUUUACAUGAGAAUCUGUUCCAUUACUUGACUGAAGUGAAAUCUAAUGGUGGAGUGAAAAUCCCAGAAGUCAAAGGGGAUGAAGCCUGGAAGGUUUUCUUUGAUGAUGCUUCCCAGGAAAUAGUUGAUGAAUUUGCUAUGCGUUAUGGAAUUGAAUCCAUUUAUCAAGCUAUGACGCACUUUUCAUGUCUGUCUUCUAAAUACAUGUGCCCUGGUGUCCCUGCUGUCAUGAGCACCUUGCUGGCUAAUAUAAAUGCUUUUUAUGCUCACACAACAAUUUCAACAAAUGUGCAGGUUUCUGCUUCAGAUCGAUUUGCUGCUACCAACUUUGGUAGGGAAAAAUUCAUAAAACUACUGGACCAGUUGCAUAACUCUCUGAGGAUUGAUCUGUCAAAGUAUAGGGAAAACUUUCCUGCAAGCAAUACUGAAAGGCUGCAAGACCUGAAAUCAACUGUUGACCUGUUAACAAGUAUCACCUUUUUUAGGAUGAAGGUUCUGGAGCUGCAAAGCCCCCCAAAAGCAAGCAUGGUGGUGAAAGACUGUGUAAGGGCUUGCCUGGAUUCUACAUACAAGUAUAUUUUUGACAAUUGCCAUGAACUCUACUCCCAGCUAAUAGACCCGAGUAAGAAACAGGACAUUCCUCGUGAAGAUCAGGGACCAACCACCAAGAAUUUGGAUUUUUGGCCCCAACUUAUUACACUGAUGGUCACUAUUAUUGAUGAGGAUAAAACUGCCUACACACCUGUCCUGAAUCAGUUUCCUCAAGAGCUGAACAUGGGAAAAAUAAGUGCCGAAAUUAUGUGGACUCUUUUUGCUCUGGAUAUGAAAUAUGCAUUAGAAGAACAUGAAAAUCAGCGGUUAUGCAAGAGCACUGAUUAUAUGAACUUGCAUUUCAAAGUGAAAUGGUUUUAUAAUGAAUAUGUGCGUGAACUUCCCGCCUUCAAGGAUGCUGUUCCUGAAUACUCCUUGUGGUUUGAACCUUUUGUCAUGCAGUGGCUAGAUGAAAACGAAGAUGUGUCGAUGGAAUUCCUUCAUGGAGCACUGGGAAGAGACAAAAAAGAUGGAUUCCAGCAGACAUCUGAGCAUGCCCUCUUUUCUUGCUCCGUGGUCGACGUCUUUGCUCAGCUGAAUCAGAGCUUUGAGAUUAUUAAGAAACUGGAAUGCCCUAAUCCUGAAGCAUUAUCUCACUUAAUGAGAAGAUUUGCAAAGACUAUCAAUAAAGUGCUGCUCCAGUAUGCUGCAAUUGUAUCAAGUGAUUUCAGUUCAUAUUGUGAUAAGGAAAAUGUGCCCUGUAUCUUGAUGAACAAUAUUCAACAAUUGCGGGUCCAGCUGGAAAAAAUGUUUGAAUCCAUGGGAGGGAAAGAGCUAGAUUCUGAAGCUAGUACUAUUCUAAAAGAACUUCAGGUUAAGCUCAGUGGAGUCCUGGAUGAGCUCAGCGUCACGUACGGUGAAAGUUUCCAGGUUAUAAUUGAAGAGUGUAUAAAACAGAUGAGUUUCGAACUAAAUCAAAUGAGAGCAAAUGGAAACACCACAUCUAAUAAGAACAGUGCAGCAAUGGAUGCAGAGAUUGUGUUAAGACCUCUCAUGGAUUUUUUGGACAAAACAUUAAGUCUCUCAGCAAAAAUCUGUGAGAAAACAGUCCUAAAGCGAGUUUUGAAAGAGUUAUGGAAGCUAGUUCUCAAUAAAAUAGAAAAACAAAUCGUUCUUCCUCCUCUGACAGAUCAAACAGGACCCCAGAUGAUUUUCAUUGCAGCUAAAGAUCUUGGACAACUAUCCAAACUGAAGGAGCACAUGAUUCGAGAGGAUGCCAAGGGUCUGACGCCAAGACAAUGCGCUGUAAUGGAGGUAGUCCUGGCUACCAUCAAGCAAUACUUUCAUGCAGGAGGAAAUGGCCUGAAAAAGAAUUUCUUGGAAAAAAGCCCAGAUCUUCAGUCUCUGAGAUACGCUCUCAGUCUUUAUACCCAAACUACUGAUGCCUUGAUAAAGAAAUUCAUAGAUACUCAAACCUCACAGAGUCUUUCCUCCAAAGAUGCCGUGGGUCAGAUAUCUGUUCAUGUGGACAUCACAACCACCCCAGGAACAGGCGAUCAUAAAGUCACUGUAAAAGUGAUUGCCAUUAAUGACCUCAACUGGCAGACCACAGCAAUGUUCCGCCCCUUUGUGGAAGUUUGUAUACUGGGACCGAACCUUGGAGACAAGAAGAGAAAACAAGGCACAAAAACAAAAAGCAACACGUGGUCACCAAAGUACAAUGAAACAUUUCAGUUCAUUCUGGGAAAGGAAAAUCGACCAGGGGCUUAUGAACUUCAUCUCUCAGUUAAGGAUUACUGCUUUGCCAGAGAAGAUCGAAUUAUUGGAAUGACAGUCAUUCAGCUACAGAACAUAGCAGAAAAGGGAAGCUAUGGGGCAUGGUAUCCUCUUCUGAAAAAUGUCUCUAUGGAUGAAACUGGUUUGACUAUCCUUAGAAUACUCUCUCAGAGGACCAGUGAUGAUGUGGCUAAAGAAUUUGUAAGACUUAAAUCGGAGACAAGAUCUACUGAAGAGAGUGCUUGAAACAAACACUGCAAGCUAAAUUCAUAACUAUAAUUGUUUGACUACUGCAUGCAUGCGCCUAUACAUGGGAAUGUUUAUUUCACUACAUUUCAUUGUUUGCCAGUACUCAUGGAUGAUGUCUACAAGGUAUGUAAAAAAACCUGCUGAACUUUUAUACCAAUUCUGGUCUUUGGGAAAUAAGUAUUCCAAUGAAGUGCCAAAAUUAUGAUGUAAAGUGAAAUAUCAAGAACACCUUUUAACAUGUUUAUUUUGUUUCUUUACCUAUUUCACAUUCACUGAACAUAAUUUUAAAAACUAGUCUUUUGGGUUUGCCCAUCAGUUGUCUUUGUUAAAUUAGUUUAUAUUGCCCAUAGAUGAGAAAACAUUUAUUACUCAAUUUCCAUUUUAUUUACUUACCUCAUUAUAGAUGUCUUACAAAUACCCUUUUCUACCAUAACUAGAAAUGCAGUCAGUCACUUCUAGAAAGCAUUUGUAAUUUUAUAGUUGCAGAUAUAUUGUGAUUUUUGCAUACAAAUUAAAAUAGAAAAGGUGGGAAAUAUUUUCUGCCGACCGGUUUCCAACCUUUCUGAAAUAUCACUGUGAAGAAAUGCUGUUAAAGCAGACUUACACAAAGCAAUGCUAGAGUUUGUUAACAAUGUUUGAUAUAUAUUGACAAAAAACUUUGUUCUUUAAAACUGCCAAGGUCACAUCACAUUUGUAAAAAUGGUAAGUUCAUGCAUUUGUCAUAUACUGUUAUGUCUUGGCUUUACCAUAUUUAUUUCAUUCUUUAAAAAGUCAUUGGGUUAAUGGUUUAGAAAUGGGAUGGAAGGUUCAUUGAAAAAUACCUGUAAGUAACUAUCUUGUUAAUAUCUUCCAUCUGACAGUUAUGACUCUAUAAUUAGUUCAAUGCUUUCUUUUUAAAAAUAUUCAAUGAUUAGUAUUGAAUGCAAUAUUAUUAUAUAUUGUACUGAUGCCAAAAGUCAUGCUUUCAUCCAUUUAGUGAAAAAACAGUAAAAUUAAGUCAGAAGAAAUUGCUUACAAUUUUGUAAUUUGUAUUUAUAAGCCCCAAAUGCAUCAAAUGCAGUAGGAGAACAAUGUAAUACAGCUUGGUACCUAAAUAUAGCUAAGUGGGUUUCUGAAUAUAAAAGUUUAUGAAUAUUUGCAUUUUCUGUAUUUUUAUGAUUUGACUUCUUAGAGUCUAUGCCAAAAUAUAUGGCUGUAAAACGGUACUUUGUAAUUAUAACUUACGGUCAUAACUGUUAGUGGACUACUUACAGAAGCAAGAGCCUGUUAUAAUGACUGUACUUUGUGAACAGGCUGAUCUAAUAUGUUAAGUACAGAAGUGCUUAGUAUCAUGACUGUCAGAACCAUUCUGCUACUGAGUGUGGAAUCACAGACCAGUGAGGUUGGCUAAUUCAUGUUAAACUGUUAGGCCAUUGCUUUGUUAAUGACUUCUCUAAAUGCAUAGUGUGAUGCGAUCCUCUGGCAUAUGCUUUAAUAAAUGGAUAUAUAUUGAGCACAUGCA